Capsella rubella is the source of this 2024-nucleotide messenger RNA. Its product is annotated as probable methyltransferase PMT23. The transcript is spliced from 8 exons. Lineage: Eukaryota; Viridiplantae; Streptophyta; Magnoliopsida; Brassicales; Brassicaceae. The record is from RefSeq and is a predicted model, not a curated record. The coding region runs from base 105 to 1877 and encodes 590 amino acids. Gene Ontology annotation, cellular component: trans-Golgi network; cytoplasm; endosome. Gene Ontology annotation, molecular function: methyltransferase activity.
AUCGAAAUGUGAAAGCUGCGACUUAUGGAGCUCAGCUCACACCUUCUUCUUCUUCUUUCUUCAUUGAAACGCGUCUCGUACUGAUCUUUAACGAUCCGUCUACAAUGGGGAUAUCCGUACAACCCGUCGUCGUUUUACUCCUCUCCACUAUCCUCAUCACCAUCACAGUCUACCUCUUCACCACCGAUAUCGUCACAUUCCCUUUCCCUUCUUUCACCCCCACCGAUUAUUACACACCAAACCCCAAAUCCCCAGUUCCUCACCAAAACAUCGACGUUUCUUCCAAUCGAACUCUGCAGAAGAUGAAGCUAAACGCUUCAUCACUCGAGGUGGUGGAACAGCUGAAAUGGGAUCUAUGUAAAGGCGCAGGAUCUGUUGAUUACAUACCUUGUCUUGACAACUUCGCUGCAAUUAAGCAGCUCAAAUCUAGGAGACAUAUGGAGCAUCGAGAACGUCAUUGCCCCGAACCAACCCCUACAUGUCUCGUUCCCUUGCCGCAUAACUAUAAGCCUCCGGUUCCGUGGCCUAAGAGUCGGGAUAUGGUUUGGUAUGACAAUGUUCCUCACCCCAAGCUUGUUGAAUACAAGAAAGAACAAAAUUGGGUUAUAAAGACCGGUGAAUAUCUUGUUUUUCCUGGAGGAGGUACUCAAUUCAAAUUUGGGGUUACUCAUUACGUUGAGUUCAUUGAAAAGGCUUUACCGAGUAUCAAAUGGGGGAAAAACAUAAGGGUUGUAUUAGAUGUUGGUUGUGGCGUCGCUAGCUUUGGUGGGUUUUUAUUAGAUAAAGAUGUCAUUACAAUGUCAUUUGCCCCUAAAGAUGAACAUGAAGCUCAGAUUCAGUUUGCGUUAGAACGAGGAAUACCUGCAACUCUUUCUGUUAUUGGAACCCAGCAGCUUACAUUCCCGAGCAAUGCGUUUGAUCUUAUCCAUUGUGCACGGUGCAGAGUCCAUUGGGAUGCUGAUGGUGGGAAACCAUUGUUAGAGCUAAAUAGGGUACUCAGGCCAGGAGGUUUCUUCAUAUGGUCUGCAACACCGGUCUAUCGAGAUAAUGACAGAGAUACCAAAAUAUGGAAUGCAAUGGUUUCUCUUACUAAAUCCAUUUGCUGGAAGGUUGUGACAAAGACGGUUGAUUCCUCUGGAAUCGGACUUGUGAUCUAUCAAAAGCCAACUUCAGAAUCUUGCUAUAAUAAACGCAGCACACAAGAUCCACCUCUGUGCGAUAAAAAGGAAGUAAAUGCUUCAUGGUAUGUUCCCCUCGCCAAAUGCAUUUCCAAAUUACCGAGCAGAAAUGUCCAGAGUUGGCCUGAGCUAUGGCCUAAACGGCUUGUGAGUGUUAAACCUCAAAGCAUUUCGGUUGAAGCGGAAAAAUUGAAGAAAGAUACAGAGAAGUGGUCAGCAAUCGUAUCCGAUGUGUAUCUUGAAAGUCUAGCUGUAAACUGGUCGAGUGUGCGGAAUGUGAUGGACAUGAAUGCUGGUUUUGGCGGCUUUGCUGCUGCACUUAUAAAUCGACCUCUCUGGGUGAUGAAUGUUGUUCCUGUGGAUAAACCUGACACUCUCUCAGUCGUGUAUGAUCGAGGCUUGAUCGGAGUUUACCAUGAUUGGUGUGAGUCCCUCAACACUUAUCCUAGAACAUACGAUCUGCUACAUUCCAGUUUCUUCCUGGGAGAUGUCUCACAAAGGUGUGAGAUUGUACAAGUAGCAGCUGAGAUAGAUCGGAUAGUGAGGCCAGGCGGAUAUCUUGUGGUGCAAGACACCAUGGAAACAAUAAAGAAGAUUGAAUCCAUAUUUGGUUCGCUUCAUUGGUCAACCAAAAUAUACCAGGACAAGUUCUUGGUUGGUCGGAAGGGAUUUUGGCGUCCCGCUGAACCGGAGCUCUGAUACUGAUAGACAGGAAAAGAAGCAUAAACAAUACAAACUAGCAAAGUAAUUUCAUUUGUACACUAUCAAAGACACAACUAGAUUAUAUCACAGUGUACCCCCAUUAAACAGAACCAACUUUAUUAAGGGGAUUUUGUUUUGAAUUUA